AUGCAAGCUGAGGACCCCACACAAUCAAUCAAGAGGCGGGAUCGGGCCCAGGAGUCCACCGACACCAAAAGUGUUCACCCUUUCACUGCUCUCUGGUCCCUGAAUAUCAUCUCCUGGGAGAGAUGGAUAGUUGUAUGCAAACCAUUUGGAAACGUUAAAAUUGAUGCCAAGUGGGCUACAGGUGGAAUUGUGUUCUCCUGGAUCUGGGCAGGCAUAUGGUGUGCUCCCCCAAUCUUUGGAUGGAGCAGGUAUCAUAUUCUCAUCAAGAGAGAAGUGUCUAGGAUGGUGGUUGUCAUGAUCCUGGCAUACAUUUUUUGCUGUGGACCUUACUACGCCUUUUUUGCCUGCUUUGCCGUGACAAAUCCUGGAUAUGCUUUCCAUCCUCUUCCUGCAGCAAUGCCUGCAUACUUUGCCAAGAGUGCAACGAUAUACAACCCGAUCAUCUAUGUUUUCAUGAAUCGACAAGUAAUGAUCAACCUGUUCUGCAUUCAAAGUGCAUCUUGCAAACAAGUAGAUGAUGGCUCAGAAGUAUCCAAGUCAAACAAGACCCAGCUGGCCACCAAUCCGUAA
Molecule: messenger RNA, 570 nt
Organism: Phyllopteryx taeniolatus (common seadragon)
Lineage: Eukaryota; Metazoa; Chordata; Actinopteri; Syngnathiformes; Syngnathidae
Product: red-sensitive opsin-1-like
Biological process (GO): G protein-coupled receptor signaling pathway
Cellular component (GO): membrane; photoreceptor outer segment
Molecular function (GO): G protein-coupled receptor activity
Source: RefSeq, a predicted model, not a curated record